AGGAACUUUGCUUGGAACAAAUCAAACGAUAAAUACGCAAUGUUUACACAAGAUUUUUUUUAUCAAGACAAUUCUUUCAACAUAAUGAGAUCUCUGGAAACAGAAUACGAGCAUGGUGUUUCAGAACUUGGCUUCAGCACCAAUAUUACAUUAACUGACUUGACAGCAAGGAAGGAUUUCUGGAAGCUUUGUAAUUCAGAUGGACAAGAGGAAAAGAAAAGAUUUGAGAGGAUCAGAGAAAAAAGGGAAAACAUUAUUCAAGAGAAAAGAGAAAAACGACACGAGAGAUGGCAGGAAGGUCACAAAAUGCCAUUCAUUAGGAAUUAUAAUGAAUCUGGUUCACAUAUCACUGGCAAUGUAAGUAAAACCAUAGGAAAGACGAUGGACUUGAAACUAUCAUCAAURCCAGGAAUAAUUCUAAAUCCGAUCGAUAAAGCCAAAAAUGAGACAGCAUUAGAAAAUAUUUUGGUUUCAAAGAUGAGGAGAGUUUGUAUGUUUUCCGAAGACGAUGCGGAUAAUAAGAAAGAGGAUUCUUUCUUCGCGAGUUGGAAUAACAAAGGUAGACAACGAAUGUUGGAAAAACGGGAAAAAGAAAAAAUGGGAGUCGAGAAGAAAUCAAGGCUAAUUUUCUUGAAGAACGGGGAAAAAAUGGAACAGGAAGAUGUCAGCAAUGGAAGAGAAAAAGUGCCUUUGUUUGGCAACAGUCAAGCAAGCAUCCUUUCCUCUGAGAAUUUAAAUAAAUGUGGUGAAAACAUCAGUGAAAACUCUGAGAAAAAUAAACUUCACAAAUGGAACCAAGUUUGGGAGCGAAAAUGGAAAUCGUCAGAAUAUUUGCCCAAGAUGGCGAUGCGUUGCCAGGCAACUUCAAGCAGCGUUGAUGGUGCGUGUUCUAAAACUUCUAAAAAUGUAAGGAAAUGCCCAGACCUUGGAGGGGUUUUGGUUUGUAAGAGAGUAAGCGGUGAUUUAGAAAAUAGAAGUGAGUCAGUGAAUAAAAUCAUCGAGGGCUUGUUUUCGAUGGAUAAGGAAAAGCAACGGUUCGCACAGAACGCAAAUUCUGAAACAAUACCAAAUAGGGUUAAAAUAGAAACGGUGCAAGACACUGGACACCCGAAAAAGGGACCAGAAGAUUGCUCAAACCAUGUUCGUGAAGUACCAAAUCCUCGCCCUAGGGACAGAAAAUUAACGCAUAAGAAAAUAAAACAUAUCAAGUUGAGAUUGACUUCACGUGAACAAGGAAAGAGACCGCUUGUGACGUCACAACAGGAACGAGUGACCAAGAAUGAGGAUUUGCCUGAACAUACGACAAGUGAGCCAUCCUUGAGUUUGGUUUGCUUAAAGAAGCUAUUUCCAAACGCAAAGCUGGAGUUGUACUGA
Actinia tenebrosa (Australian red waratah sea anemone) is the source of this 1374-nucleotide messenger RNA. RefSeq lists its product as uncharacterized. The record is from RefSeq and is a predicted model, not a curated record. NCBI's taxonomy places the organism in Eukaryota, Metazoa, Cnidaria, Anthozoa, Actiniaria, Actiniidae.